Angiostrongylus costaricensis is the source of this 820-nucleotide messenger RNA. Lineage: Eukaryota; Metazoa; Nematoda; Chromadorea; Rhabditida; Metastrongylidae. The record is from the annotation of a GenBank genome assembly.
UUACGAUGGAUCUCGAUUCCCUGAGAUGGCAGCUGGUGGAACUGGGCUUGGUGUGAUCGUGUCGCUGGAUUCUCCUUCUGAAAAUAAAGCCUUAUAUCUGACGAACUGGAACAGCGCUAUCAAUGAGUUCUCUCCAGGAGCCAUGAAGGUGUUGGAUCUCCACAGGGUUUCACCUGGUUUUUGUGUCCGAAGACAUGUUUCCUAUAGGAGAUACACAUACCGUCUUGCUGUUUGUCGAAAUUGGGAACUCUGGGAGUCAUUGAAGGAAUCUCCCUCUACUGUUUGUUUUUCUGAGAGAAAUUAUAGUUGGCGGUUACCUCCAGGCUUUUCACCAGAGAAAGCAUCGGAUGUCUGUGAGCUUUUUAGAGGCCCUCAUGUAAUGGGUUCAUUCUACAAACACACAGCUCGUGAUAAAAGAAGGGAAACGUAUCCACGUAGUGUGGUUAGAACUAUUCUUCACUGCCAACUUUCCAAAGGAGAAGCCUAUUCGGUCAACAAUGAUAUUUAUGAUUACUACAACGUAACCAUCAUAUCGAGAUCGUUCGUCCGAGAACAGAUUCGGCGCAUGAUCUCCUGUCUGGUGUUCCACAGCUAUGACAGACUUCCGAUAGAGAGAAUUCUUUGGCUUCUUCAGAAUCCAAUCAGUUCGAACUUCUACGACAUUCGAAUACCCAUCGCGCCGCCCAAUGGACUAUUCCUUACUGAAGUUGUUUAUCCUCCUGAAAUGUUUACUCAUCCAAUUCCUUAUUAUCGACAUUUUUGGGACGAUCCUGAAGAGGAAAGUUUUGACUCUUCCGAUUUCCGGUGUUGUACUUCUUAA